AAUUCUCUCAAAUUUGAUUAAACGAUAUCUUAAGCUUUCUGCAUUACUUUUGGAAAUGAAUGUUGAUUAUGGCCACCAACCUCAGCAGCCCAGGUGGUCCGGUGGCCUUUGUAGCUGCGGAGAAGAUGUUGUUACAUGUUGCAUAGCAUGUUUUCUACCAUGCAUCACCUUCGGCCAAAUUGCUGAAACUGUGGAUGAAGGACAAAGCUCUUGCGUAAACCAAGCCAUAGUGUACGGGUUGUUGUGGACGAUUCAGUGCCAUUGGUUCUACUCGUGCAUAUACAGAGAGAAAUUACGCCAAAAAUAUGGUUUGCCUGAGGAGCCUUGUUGUGAUUGUUGUGUUCAUUUCUGCUGCGAAUCAUGUGCUCUUUGCCAAGAACAUGCUGAGCUCAAAUAUAGAGGAUUCGAUCCCGCCGCAGGUUGGGUUGGGCCACCAACCGUUGCUCCACAGGUGCCUCCUUCCAUGUUCAAAUGAUCUCCAAGCUUGGCAGAGGAUGGUCCAAUGGUUUGUGUGUCCAUGAGUCAUGCAUGUUGACAAAUUGUGUGCACUCUUAAUCUAAGUAUGUCAUGUAUUAAAAUAAUAUAAUAUUUGGGUGUAACGCGUUUUCUUGUUCAAAUAAAAUGUGAUGAAUAUAUUUAUAAUAAAGGAGUGGGAGAAUAAAUUGAUUAUGAA
Malus domestica (apple) is the source of this 673-nucleotide messenger RNA. NCBI's taxonomy places the organism in Eukaryota, Viridiplantae, Streptophyta, Magnoliopsida, Rosales, Rosaceae. The record is from RefSeq and is a predicted model, not a curated record.